Molecule: messenger RNA, 8594 nt
Organism: Camarhynchus parvulus
Lineage: Eukaryota; Metazoa; Chordata; Aves; Passeriformes; Thraupidae
Gene: EIF4G3
Product: eukaryotic translation initiation factor 4 gamma 3
Cellular component (GO): eukaryotic translation initiation factor 4F complex
Molecular function (GO): protein binding; mRNA binding; translation initiation factor activity
Source: RefSeq, a predicted model, not a curated record
CGAGCGACUCCGGAAAGAGCCGAAGGUCGCCGAUCGGCUCUGGGCCGAGCGGCUCCGGAGCGGCCCGAAGGCGCCCGAGCGCCCGCCCGGCCGGACAGCUGGAGGCGGCCGCAGCGCCAUGUUUGAUGCUCCGCUACUCCAGUGAGGAAAAUCCGCCGGCAUCGCCCCCGAGCCGCCGCCGCGAACGGCUCCGCUGCCCCCGGCGAGGGCGACCGCGACCCCCCGCCGCCGCCGGCUCAUGAGCAGCGCGGCCUGAGCCGCCCCCCCUUCCCUCCCUCCCUCCCCUCCCUCCCUCCCUCCCCGCCGGCCCCUCUCCCGAGCCCUCCGGGAGGCGCGUUGUCACGGAGACCGGCGCCGGUGCCGGCCCGCCGCGCUGCCCCGGCUCUCCCCCGGCCCGCUCCGCGGCUCCCCCCGGCCCCGCUCCCCGCCGCGGGGUGGUGGCUGCGCUUGGCCAUGAGUUUACCGCAGAAGGCGGCUUUGAAACCCGGCGCGGCGGCGGCGGCGGGGACCGGCCCCGGGAGCGGGGCGGCGGCGGGGCCGCCUCCCCCCCCGGCUCCCCCUCACCCGGCGCCGGCGCCUCACCCCAACAUCAGGGCCUUGCCGCCACAGCCGCCCCAACAAAUCCCCCGAGGUCCUGUCCAGCAGCCCCUGGAGGAUCGGAUCUUCACUCCGACCGUCUCGGCUGUGUACAGCACUGUAACACAAGUAGCAAGACAACCGGGUCCUCCUGCCCCAUCCCCUUACACUGCACAUGAAAUAAAUAAGGGACACCCAAAUCUUGCUGCAACGCCACCGGGACAUGCAUCGUCCCCUGGGCUCUCACAGGCUCCUUAUCCCUCAGGACAGAAUGCAGCUCCCACCACGCUGGUGUACCCUCAAGCCCCUCAAACAAUGAACACUCAGCCUCAGACCCGCUCGCCGUUUGCAGCGGGGCCUCGACCUGCCCAUCACCAGGGAGGAUUCAGACCUAUACAGUUUUUUCAGAGGCCUCAGAUCCAGCCUCCAAGAGCCACCAUCCAGAACAGCAGCCCCUCCAUCCGUCCCGGAGCGCAGACCCCGACUGCCGUGUACCAAACCAACCAGCACAUCAUGAUGGUGAACCACCUGCCAAUGCCCUACCCGAUGCCUCAGGGCCCCCAGUACUGUAUCCCACAGUAUCGUCACAGUGGCCCCCCAUACGUCGGGCCACCACAGCAAUAUCCUGUGCAGCCACCAGGACCAGGACCCUUCUACCCAGGCCCAGGUCCUGGAGAAUUCCCCAAUGCCUAUGGAACGCCCUUCUACCCCAGCCAGCCCGUGUACCAGUCUGCACCCAUCAUUGUGCCUACGCAGCAGCAGCAGCCGCCGCCUGCCAAGAGAGAGAAGAAAACGAUCCGAAUCCGGGAUCCAAACCAGGGAGGCAAAGACAUAACAGAAGAAAUCAUGUCUGGAGGGGGCAGCAGGAACCCCACCCCCCCCAUCGUCAGACCCACCUCCACCCCGACUCCACCUCAGGUGCCCAGCCAGGUCCCUGAGCCCGUUCCCACAGCGUUGGGAGCCCUGGAGAGCUCCCACCCCUCCGGCAGCACCACAGCCCCCGCCUCCAAACAAGAAGAGAAGCCAAAACCAGAUCCAGUAUUAAAAGCACCUUCUCCAGUCCUCAGACCAGAACCUGCUGGGGAGAAGAAAGAUCAAGCUGGGCAGACGGCCGAGGUGCCCCCCUCAGUGGAAGCCCCAGCAGAAGUUCCUCGUGCUCCAUCACCGGCCCCGGCCGCUCCGGUCCCCGCUGUCCCCGCGGCCGCCGCCGCUGUCCCCGCGCCCAGCAGAGCCCAGCCCGCGGCCGAGCCGGAGGACAAAUGUGACAAAUGUGAACUGGCCUUCCCCAGAGAGGAGGCGAUGCCUUCCCCCAGUGCCACAGCCUGCGCGGAGCCAGCGGCCGCUCCUCCUGCGGCCGAGCCCGGGGCCGAGGCGUGCCCGGAGCCCGGCAGUGCAGUAGCAUCCCCCGGGGACGCCCCGGUGGCGCUGCCCCCGGCCGGACCCGCUGGCACCGGCGACACGGGCAGCGCCGAGCCCGCGGCAGAGGCGGCCCAGGAGGAAGCUGCAGCGGUGACUGUGGAGGUGGAGCCCAGCGAGGCCCCCCCAGCCGAGGUGGAGAGCGCUCCAUCACCUCCCGGUGCUCCUGUCGCUGCUCCCUCUCCUCCUCCCACCCCGCCCCCACCCCGCCGCCCCCCGUCCCCUCCGCUUCCCGUCGCUGCUGUCACCACUACAACUCCUUCUCCACCUCCUCUCCCGUCUCCGAGUGCCCUCCCUGUUGUCCAGGGAGAUUUAGAAGGAGAGGAGAGCACAAGAACUACUCUUAGCGAAGAGGUAAAAGAUACUGAAAAGAAGGAAGAGACAGAAGCAGAUGGGCAACUGGAGGAGAGCCAGGAGGCUCUGAGUGUGAACUCAAGCAAGAGUCCUGUCCCAGCCCAAACCGCUGUAACUGCACCAAAGACCUGGAAGAAACCAAAAGAGCGGACCCAAGGCACUGAGGAGGUGACAGAGGCAGAAACAGAGCCGAAGGAGGAGGAGGAGGAGCCUUCAGGGGACAAAGUACUUGAAUCCGACCAGGAGAAAACGAGCCUUGGGCUUGAGGCAGAGAGGGAACCCUCAGAGCUCAAAGCAGUGAAAGCUGUGGAGGAGAACGGGGAGCAGGAGGCAGAGCCGGUGCGGAACGGAGCCGAGAGCGUCUCGGAGGGCGAGGGCACCGACGGCGCCUCCGGCUGCACCGAGAGCUCCGGCGAGGGGCCCGUGUACCAGUACAAACCAGAGCAGUGGAAGCCCCUGGACCCAGAGGGGAAGAAGCAAUACGACCGAGAGUUCCUGCUGGAUAUCCAGUUCAUGCCUGCCUGCAUCCAGAAGCCCGAGGGGCUGCCUCCCAUCAGCGACGUGGUGCUCGACAAGGUGAGAGGAGAGCCCAUAAAACAGGUCAGUCAGCCCAAGCUGCCGCUGAGGACUCUGGACCCCCGGAUCCUGCCACGAGGCCCCGACUUCACGCCAGCCUUUGCUGAUUUUGGGAGGCAAGCCCCCGGGGGAAGAAACGUGUCUGGAAGUGCCUGCAAAGUGCAGAGCACCCCUGGAUUGCCCUCCCUGGCUCGGUGCGGGCCCCCAUCAUGCCCUCUCUUGGUCUCGCCUCACCCACCAUUGAGGAACCUGCCGAUAGGGUUGUUGAAUGUUGGACCGAGGAGAUCUCAGCCUGGCCAGAGGAGGGAGCCCAGGAAGAUCAUCACUGUGUGUGUGAAGGAGGAUGUGCACCUGAAGAAGGCAGAGAACGCCUGGAAGCCGAGCCUGAAGAGGGAAAACCAAACUGAGGACCCGGAAAAUGUCAAAACCCAGGAGCUGUUCCGCAAGGUACGAAGCAUCUUGAACAAGCUGACACCCCAGAUGUUCAACCAGCUGAUGAAGCAGGUGACAGACCUGACGGUGGACACGGAGGAGAGGCUGAAGGGAGUCAUUGACCUGGUGUUUGAGAAGGCCAUCGACGAGCCCAGCUUCUCCGUGGCCUACGCCAACAUGUGCCGCUGCCUGGUGACGCUGAAAGUGCCCAUGGCAGACAAACCUGGGAGCACAGUAAAUUUCCGUAAGUUGCUGUUAAAUCGCUGCCAGAAGGAAUUUGAAAAGGACAAGGCUGACGAUGAUGUCUUUGAAAAGAAGCAGAAAGAACUCGAAGCUGCCACCACUCCAGAGGAGAAGACACGGCUCCACGACGAGCUGGAGGAGGCCAAGGACAAAGCCCGGCGGAGAUCCAUCGGGAACAUCAAAUUCAUCGGCGAGCUCUUCAAGCUGAAGAUGCUGACAGAGGCCAUCAUGCACGACUGCGUGGUGAAGCUGCUGAAAAACCACGACGAGGAGUCCCUCGAGUGCCUUUGCCGCCUGCUCACGACCAUUGGCAAGGACCUGGACUUUGAGAAGGCAAAGCCCCGCAUGGACCAGUAUUUUAAUCAGAUGGAGAAGAUUGUGAAAGAGAGGAAAACCUCCUCAAGGAUUCGGUUCAUGCUUCAGGAUGUAAUAGACCUAAGGCUGUGCAACUGGGUGUCACGGAGAGCAGACCAGGGCCCCAAGACCAUCGAGCAGAUCCAUAAAGAAGCCAAAAUUGAAGAGCAGGAAGAACAGAGGAAGGUGCAACAACUCAUGACCAAAGACAAGAGGAGACCAGGUGUCCCGCGGGUCGACGAAGGCGGCUGGAACACUGUGCAGGGGGCAAAGAACAGCAGAGUGCUGGACCCCACCAAGUUCCUUAAAAUCACCAAGCCCACAAUAGAUGAGAAGAUUCAGCUCGUGCCUAAAGCCCAGUUGGGCAGCUGGGGGAAGGGCAGCAGUGGUGGAGCCAAGGCAAGCGAGAUGGACUCCUUGCGACCAAGUGCCACAAGUCUGAACAGAUUUUCUGCCCUGCAGCCUCCAGUGUCCCCAGUAUCUGCCUCAUCUGCAUCUUCAGAACUAGAAUCUCGCAGGGCCUUAACGAGUCGCGGGAGCACGGGCAGGGAGAAGAACGACAAACCUCUGCCACCCUCCCUGUCCCGGCCCAACACCUUCCUGAGGGGCAGCAGCAGCAAGGAGCUGCUGCUGGACAACCAGGCCCAGGAGGAGCAGCGCAGGGAGAUGCUGGAGACGGUGAAGCAGCUGACAGGAGCCAUGGAGAUGGACAGGAACAGCGCCGAGGCCGAGAGGAACAAAGGCAAGGAACCUGCCAAGCCAGAAGUUCCCCCAGCUCCAGUGCAAGAAAAGCCUUCACUGUCAGAAGAGGAAAUAGAGAGAAAAUGCAAAUCUAUCAUUGAUGAGUUCUUGCAUAUUAAUGAUUUUAAGGAGGCCAUGCAGUGCGUGGAGGAGCUCAGUGCCCAGAGCCUGCUGCCCGUGUUCGUGCGCGUGGGCGUGGAGUCCACGCUGGAGCGGAGCCAGAUCACCAGGGAUCACAUGGGCCAGUUGUUACAUCAGCUGGUGCACUCAGGAAAGCUGAGCAAGCAGGAGUUCUUCAAGGGUUUCUCUGAGACCCUGGAGAUGGCAGAUGACAUGGCCAUAGAUAUACCCCAUAUCUGGCUGUACCUGGCUGAGUUGGUGACCCCCAUGUUAAAAGAAGGAGGAAUCUCUAUGAGAGAACUUAUACAAGAAUUUAGCAAACCCUUGCUUCCUGUGGGAAGAGCCGGCGUCUUGCUUGCUGAAAUCUUGCACCUUCUAUGCAAACAAAUGAGCCAUAAGAAAGUGGGAGCCUUAUGGAGGGAGUCUGGCCUCAGUUGGAAGGACUACUUGCCCGAAGGGGAGGAUGUACGUACCUUUCUCAUGGAACAGAAGUUGGAGUUCACGGAGUCUGACUGUUCCAGUUCCUCAGAAGCACUUUCAGAGAAAGAACUGUCUGCAGAAGAGCUGAACAAGCAGCUGGAAAAACUCAUUGUUGAGGACAAGGCGAAUGAUGAACAAAUCUUUGAUUGGGUAGAGGCUAAUCUAGAUGAAAGCCAGAUGAGUUCACCUACAUUCCUUAGAGCUUUAAUGACAGCAGUUUGUAAAGCAGCUAUUAUAGCGGACUCUUCCAGCUUCCGAGUGGACACUGCUGUUAUCAAACAGAGAGUGCCCAUCUUACUCAAGUACCUGGACUCAGACACAGAGAAGGAACUACAAGCACUUUAUGCACUACAAGCAUCAAUAGUAAAACUUGAUCAACCUCCUAAUUUGUUGCGGAUGUUUUUUGAUUGCCUGUAUGACGAGGAGGUCAUUUCGGAGGAUGCCUUCUACAAGUGGGAAAGCAGCAAGGACCCGGCGGAGCAGAACGGGAAAGGAGUAGCGCUAAAAUCCGUCACGGCGUUCUUCACGUGGCUACGGGAGGCCGAAGAGGAGUCAGAGGAUAAUUAAAACUUAAAAAUACAGAUUUAAAACAAACAAACAAAAAAAGAAACAAUUUAAGUAUUUUUUUAAAAAGUUUCACGUCUUCGCCAAUCACAGUGCAGCAAGGCCAAUUCUCUCUCGCAGACCCCCCUUGCCCCACACACGCACGAGUGGGAGAGGUAAAACCCGAUAAACACCGAGGUGAUCAUGGAGGCAAAAAGGUACUUGAAAACAAACCCACAAAAAGUAAACUUCAAACCUGAGGGCGGGAGCACUAAACCAAAAUACAUGUAUUAUUUAUAGAAAAUAUUUUCUGUUUUAAUCUUUUUCUUUUCUUUUUAAACAAGGACUCAUACUUAGGAAAACACACAGCAAAACAAAUCUGUUUAGCAAAAACAAGUUGAAAACUUUUAAUUUAUUAUUUUAAGGACUGCAAAUGCCAGUGUAAUUUUUAAAUUUGCAGUUUCUGUAAACAAAUUGUAUAAUAGAACAAAAGCAAAGAAAUAAAUUUCCCUCCCCUUCAUACGCACCUCAGUUUUGUUUCAAAGCAUGAUAAAUCAACAAAACUUUGAAGGGGGUUGGGGUGAGCUAGAUGAGGACAAGAUCAAUUUUUUUUUUAUUGUCAUCAGAUUUUUCUGCCUGCCUCUCAGCUUGCUUCAGAAAUUUAAAAAGAAAAUAGUAAUCAAACCAUACAUAACCUUGGAUCGGAAGAAAAAUGCAUUUGAGAAAACUGCUGCGGACCAGAGUGCUCCGAAAAUAACUCAUUGAAAACCGUGCUACCCCGGGGAAAAAAGUACUAGUGAUACUUUGAGAACCUUUAGAGCAACUUUAAGGCUUGUAAAUACAUAGAACAAAUAUUUAAAAAAAAAAAAGAAAGAAAUUGACUCAAUACUAUUUCUUUUCACUUUCAAAAUAUAAAGAACAAAAUAAAGACAAACAUUGCAAGUUUAAAAGAAAGUAAAACGACUUCUCCUUUGACAGCUGCUGAAUGUGUGCACCAUCCUGAGCGGUGCUGGCUUCCUUGGCAUGCCGUAGGUCCUCGGGCCCAAAUUGUGUACAUAUAGUGUGUGUCUGUAUGUGUGACUACCAAAAAUGAAGGGUGAGAGCAAUUGUUGUUUAAAAAAAGGAAAAAAAAAACGAAAAAAGGGGAUACAGUUGUGCCGAGAAGCCCCCUGGCCAAGGAGCAGCCGGUGGCUGCGGGGCCGAGCGGGAGCAGUUGGUUCCCAAGGCUGCGUGACCUCAGGGCGGACGGUGCCCGACCCCAGCUGGGUCUCUGUGACGUGGAUCAGUGGGGACUUGUGACCCUGGCAGCUCCGGAGGCCGCAGCUGUGAGAGCCAAGAUCCGACAGCCCACGCCAGGAGGGUGCAGGAUGGAGGAGCGGCGCUGCCCGCCCGGCACUGCCCGAGUGCCAGCACGGCCAGGGCACGGCCUCAGCCGUGGGAGCUCUUCCCGUGCUGUUCCCUACCCAGGCUGCUGCUCCAGACCCAGCUGCUGCCACCCAAGAGGACCUGCUGGCUCUCACUGUGAGGAGAACCUGCCAUCAAGGACUCUGCAAAGCUGGGGAAGCCCUGAAAUGUGGUUUGUGAACUGUGGGCCAUGGACCGUGAGUAACCUGUGGAGCAUUUGCUGGGGGUGUCUGCAGCACUGACUGCUCACAUGAUGCUGUCUUUUUCUUUCCAGCUGCUAAAUCACUUCUUUAAAAAAAAACAAAACAACAAAAAAGAAACAGAAAAAGGGAAGAAAGCCUACAAAUGCAUUACUUUCCUAAUCUUACUUUUACAUGUAAACAAUUGCUGUACUUGCCUGAGGAUGUGAUUUGAUCACCACGGGGAAGGGAGGAGGUGCCUGGUUGUGGCCAGAGGGGAGAGGUCCAUGAGACACUUUCCCUGUUAACGUGUUCCACCCCAUGAAUCUGAGCUAGAGAAUCCAUGGCCUAAAACACUAGAGCAUUGUUUGGUUAUUUUUUUUUUAGUAACAAUAAAACACUUUUCUCUGAUGUUUUGUUAAAAAAAAAGAAAAAAAAAGGAAAAAAAUAUUCUCACCGUUACUGUAUGCUCAUGUAUCUGCAUGUACCACAUCCAGUGAUGCCUCAGCCUCACCGUUGGGCCCAGAGGUUUGGAUGGGCUCUCAAGGUCUCCAAAAGGUCUGUCCCCACAGAACCCCCACCCAGCAGGGCUCCAGGGGUGUCUGUCACACCUCUGCAGAACGUCAUAUGGGUGCUCUUCUUCCAAAAGGCUUUUUUUUGAGCGGUACAUGGUGGUUUGUAGCAGUUAAAUAGUUGAAUUAAAUGGAUGCCAGUUUGUAUGUAAAUAAGGGUAAAUAUUGCCAAGCUGGUGUGGGCAAAUGAUGGAAUUCCUCUCAGGGUGGGCAGUGUCAGCCUGCUGGGAAUGUGAGUGUGCAACAGCAGAGCCAUGCAAGGACUGAUUUCUCUCUCAUUGCCUUGGAUUGGAAAGGACAGACUUGCUGCAGAGCCUUUGAACAGCCCUGUGAAUCCCUGGGUGUGUCAGGGCUGGGGAAUCUGUCUGGGGAGCUGGAACCUUCUGGCUCAAAGAGUUGGAAAAGCACUGCCUGGAGGGAAUGGGAAUUGCCAGCAGGUGGGUACAGGUGAGGUGAGGAAAUCUUUCCCCUUUUUGUUAGAGCCUUUAAUGACGUUCCAGGGGUGAGAACUUGCCCUGUUAGUGUCCUGCAAAGGCCAGGAAGGGACUUCUCAGAGAUUUUCACGAGGGGGUUUUCAGAAUUACCCAAAGCUGGGUUUGCAGCA